This is a messenger RNA of Striga hermonthica, 3729 nucleotides long. The record is from the annotation of a GenBank genome assembly. Lineage: Eukaryota; Viridiplantae; Streptophyta; Magnoliopsida; Lamiales; Orobanchaceae.
AUGGGGAUCUCGUUUAAGGUUUCCAAAUCCGGCAAGCGGUUCCACCCGAAACCGCCGCCGCCCGCCGCCGCCCCAUCUCCGGUCGAAGGCGAGAAACCGGAAGACGUCGUAGCUGUGACCUCGAAGAAAAGCGAUAACAUCUCGUUUUCUGCACGUAGCGUGGCGGGAGAGGCUAGUGAUAGCAAGGGGAUUGCUGAAAUCAAGGAAAAUGAAGUCUCGUUCUGCCUCAAUCUUUUUCCUGAUGGAUAUUCAAUAUCAAAGCCGAUGGAGAGCGGAUGUGGGCGUGAAACAUCUGGGGAUGUACCAAAGUUUUUACAUCCUUAUGACAGAGCAUCCGAGACUAUGUUUUCGGCAAUCGAGUCUGGACGGUUACCGGGAGACAUUCUGGAUGAUAUACCAUGCAAAUACGUCAAUGGGACAGUUGUCUGCGAGGUUCGAGAUUACCGGGAGUCCUCGUCUGACGGACUUAAUGCGGCUUCGGGUAAUAGAUCACCUGUCGUUACCAGAGUUCGUCUAAGAAUGUCACUGGAAAACAUAGUGAAGGAUAUCCCAGCUAUUUCAGAAAGUGAUUGGACAUAUGGUGAUCUGAUGGAAGUGGAAUCCAGGAUCUUAAAGGCCCUGCAACCUCAACUUAGUCUGGAUCCUACUCCACAGCUGGACAAACUAUCUGACUUCCCAGGUCCUAGCAAGUUAAACUUCGACCUACGCAGCAUGAGAAGGAAAAGACUUAUGCAGAUUCCAGAUAUUGCUGUAACAUCAAAUAAUAUGCACGGGAAAAAAAUAUGUCUAGAGAGAGCCCCAGAGAGCUCAAGGUUGGGAGACCCGGGAUCUCUCUCACAGCAAACCGCGUAUGAGAACUCGAACAUCCAAAAUCCAAACACGAUGCUUCCAGUAAGGAACAACAGCUUUGGACCUGACGGCUCCCUCCUAACACCAUCUGCGGUACCCCACCUGUCAAAAUACUCAAGCGGGCUUUCCAGCCCCCGAAUGAUGAAGGAUCAGCGAUUAUCUUCCCCUGGCGGACAAGAUGUGAUGAUACCAUUCUCCGAUAACUCUGCCUCUUCAAUUCACGGAAAGAGAGAGAAUCAAGACGGCCAAUCAUCUCCUCUUAUGAACAAGAAGGCGCGGCCUGAUGGGAAUCUACAACACGUGGGACCACAAAUGGACGGCUUGCACGGAUCUGAGUCACAAUGGAAGAACACAUUAAUGCAACAACAGUCGAUUGGGAGAGGAAUUCAUCAGUACCCCAACAGCAACAUGCAGAAAUUCUCUCAGCAGGCGUUUGAAGGAGGCAUGAAUCAGGAAGGCGGACCCACACAGUUCAAUAUCGGGCAGCAGCAGGGAAUCAGAUACAACUUGAAAGAAGAACCGGUCGAGACAGAGAGAUUGGACAGACAGGAUUCGGACUUGACAGGUCUGGACCCACGGCUGCAACAGAGGAUGCCAGCUCAGUUCAUGAGACCGGGUUUUCCUCAGGCCCAGUGGAACAAUUUGGGCCAGGCCCUUGAUAUUAGUAAUAAUCCAAGGAAGGAGGACUCAUACCAGAAGAGGAAGUUUGUUCAGAGUCCCCACGUUUCGGCUGGAGGCUUGCCUCAGUCUCCGCUUUCAUCGAGAUCUGGGGAAUUUUCCAGCGGUUCGCAUCAAUUUGGAGCCGCUGUAAGUAGCGGACACGUUCAGAAGGAAAAAUCUGUGGUCAGUGGUAGUGAUCCCAUGCAGCGGCAGAACCAGGUGCAGGCAGUGGCUAAACGGAGAUCUAAUUCUCUUCCGAAAACGCCUGCUGGGGUUGGUUCUCCAGCUAGUGUGAGCACUAUGAGUGUACCCAUAAUCACAAGCAGCCCUUCUGUUGGGUCUCAGGCAUUGGGUGAUCAUCAGUCCAUGCUUGAGAGGUUCUCGAAGAUAGAAGUGGUGACCAUGAGGUGCCAGCUUAACUGCAAAAAGAACAAGGUUGACGAGUAUCCCAUGAGGAGGAAGCCCAAUGUGUAUUCUGCUCAGGAUCUGAUGACCCAUCUCUCCAGUGAUGUAAACAAUGAGAUUUUGAAGGAUGAGACAUAUAAGUUGUCCAAGUCCCUGGUUGCUGGCAGCAUGAACUCUUGCAAAACCAGGAUCUUGAACUUUGUCCAGACAGAGCGUAUCAUCCAAGGUAAUAGCUUCCAGUUAGUGACAAAGGCAAGAACGAGGAUGAUCAUGUCAGAGAAACCAAAUGAUGGUAACGUGGCAUUUCAUAUUGGAGAAAUAGAGGAGACUGAAUACUUGGCUGCAGAGGACUACCUUCCAACGCUGCCAAAUGCUCACAUUGCCGACCUAGUUGCAGCACAGUUCAGCUCAUUGAUGGCACGCGAUGGGUAUGACGUGGAUGAUCGUCUUCAACCGAAAGCUGCCCGUAUAAACCCUGCCACCCCCUCGUCCGAGACGCAGCAGUUUUCUGAAGGUGGCGGGCCCGCUCAGCCGCAGCCCAACGAUGCGGCCAGGCCCGGUGGAUCAACUGGCAAUCCACUGCUAAACUCGCCGCACAACGUGCAAACUCAAAGGAUGCUACCCCAAGGAAAUAAUAACAAUCAAGCGAUCCAAAUGUCUCAAGGACUGUUACAAGGAGUCUCGAAUAUGCCUUCUCGACCGAUUCAAGGUCCCGAGCAGCAGCAGCAGAUGCCAGCUCAGCAGUCCCAAUUUCAAAGAUCCCCCAUGAAUAUGCUCCCGUCCAGCUCGAUGACGAGCAUGCAUCAGCUGGCCGGGGGCCCACUCAUGGGGAACAAUAAACACUCGUCCCUUCAACUCCAGCUCUUGCAACAGCAGCAGCAGAGGAAAAUGAUGGCUACUAGCAUGGGGAAUGUCGGCAUGGGCAAUAUCGGAAAUAGCAAUAAUAAUAGUACGAACAAUAUGGUCGGGCUUGGAGGUUUAGGUGGCUUGAUCGGGGGCUCGAGGGGGGGUGUGAGCGGCGGGAGUCGGGUGCCGUCGGGCAUUGGUAAUGUUAACCUGAGCUCGGCUGCAAACAUCACCAACGCUAUCAGAAAUGGGACCCUCACGCCCGAGCAGGCCACGCUGAUGAAGCUGAGGCUGCAGCAGAAUCGGGCUGGCAUGGGUAUGGGUAGUAUGGGUAUGGGCAUGGGGAUGGGCAUGGGCAUGGGCAUGGGCAUGAACAUGAACACGAAUGUGGGCCUGAACAUGCUUGGGGGAUCUCAGUCGGGCCUUGCAGGAGGAGGGGCGGCGGCCCGACAGAUGCACUCGAUAGGAUCCUCUGGCCUGUCCAUGUUGGGGCCCGCACUGGCCCGGGCCGGGAUCGGCCAGAUGCAGCAGCAGCGGACGCCAAUGGGCCAGAUGGGCCCGCCGAAGCUUGUGCCGGCGGGAGUCAACCCUUACAUGAACCAACAACAGCAGCAAAUGUAUUUACAACAACAAUUGCAAUUGCAACAGCAGCAACAACAACAGCAACAAAUGCAACCGCAAGAAACGAACUCUCCACUGCAGGCAGUUGUUUCGCCUCCGCAAGUGGGCUCACCAUCGGGCCACCAGUUGGGCCAGCAGCAACAGCAGGCGGCAAGCCCACAACAAAGAACACCUAUGAGCCCACAACUGAGCUCGGGGGCCAAUGCCAUGCACCAGAUGGUGGGGGCCAACCCAGAUGUCGGCCCUGGCCCAGCAAGCCCGCAGUUGAGUUCGCAGACUAUGGGCUCGGUUGGUAGCAUUGCAAACUCCCCAAUGGACAUGCCAGGCGUGAAUAAAAGCAACUCUUAG